UCCUGUAACUACAUUACAGGCUUAAAAAGGUAAUGAAAAUUGCCCGUCGGUGCAGAGGUAAUUGCAACCUGUGAAUGGAAAAGAUGACGUUGUGUACUCGAUUUAUUUUGUUCUGUUUGCUUCUUCUUAUCGCAGGCAGUCCAUCGGAACAACAAAAUGUUUGCGAGUUUCAGAAAGAGACAGGGCCUUGUCUAGCAUCUGAGCAAAGAUACUAUUUCGACAAGGAUUCGGGACUGUGUAGACGCUUUACGUAUAGUGGGUGUGAAGGCAAUGGGAAUAAUUUCGAAACCUAUGAAGAGUGCAGAAAAGUUUGCGGAUGCAUAGCUCCUACAAAAAUCGGAAGAUGUAGGGCAUUGUACCAUCGCUAUUAUUUCAACCAGGAGAAAGGGGAGUGUUUUAAGUUUGCUUACGGUCUAUGCGGCGCUAAUGAGAACAACUUCAGGACUAAAUCAGAAUGUUUGGAGACAUGUGCAUAGAAGAUUUUGCGUAAACUUUUACACUAGUUUUUAUAAAACAUUGAUUCAUAUUACGUUUUAACCUUUCAUAUUCUUGAUCAUGAUUACAAAGCUUUUAAACGUUUUAUAAUGAAAAUACCAUGUGUAGCUAUCGGAAUGCAAAAUAUAUUUUUCAAUAAAAUAUAAAAGACAAAAAAUGCAUAAGAUAUAUGAAAUUGAAAAUAAAUGUAUUCUACCGUG
Mercenaria mercenaria is the source of this 695-nucleotide messenger RNA. RefSeq names its product actinia tenebrosa protease inhibitors-like. The record is from RefSeq and is a predicted model, not a curated record. Gene Ontology annotation, molecular function: serine-type endopeptidase inhibitor activity. The coding region runs from base 75 to 476 and encodes 133 amino acids. The transcript is spliced from 2 exons. NCBI's taxonomy places the organism in Eukaryota, Metazoa, Mollusca, Bivalvia, Venerida, Veneridae.